This is a messenger RNA of Drosophila erecta, 1638 nucleotides long. Its product is annotated as protein YIPF1. The coding region runs from base 229 to 1314 and encodes 361 amino acids. Gene Ontology annotation, molecular function: small GTPase binding. Gene Ontology annotation, cellular component: membrane; Golgi apparatus. The record is from RefSeq and is a predicted model, not a curated record. Lineage: Eukaryota; Metazoa; Arthropoda; Insecta; Diptera; Drosophilidae. The transcript has 4 exons. Gene Ontology annotation, biological process: vesicle-mediated transport.
UAUUGUAGCCAAAUUUAAAAUAGCCAAAUCUAGCCAUUUGCGGCUACUCAGUCCUACGGCCGUCUGCCAUCUCUAGCUGACGAAUGCAAGCGCCAGCUGAUGUGUGAGCGCCUAUCGAUAACCGAUAAGACAUCGCUGCCAGCAGAUAAUUUUUUUGGGCCAAGUAGAAAAUACGUGUAAUAUUUACAAUAAGCGAAUCGAAAACAAUCUAGUCUAGCCGAAAUCCAAAUGGAGACCCCCACGGCCGAUGAUCUGUUGCAGUUCCGCGACUACAGCGGCGGUGCCCCGGCACAAAUCAAUGUCAAUUCCCCUACGCACGGCGGAUCGGGCGGUUCUGGUGGCUCCGGUGGCUCUGGUGGCUCCGCUGGCUCCGUUGGCGGUGGUGCCAACGCACAGCGUCAACGCGGCGAUCCGCUGGCGGAUCUCAUCUACGACAUGACCUCCUCGGCCCAGGGAUUUUCUGGUGCAGCAUCCCCGGGCGGCGCUCAGCCUCAGAACUCCUCGCUAGAUGGAUCCGGCGGCGGUGCAGGCGGUGGUGCGAAGCUGUCACUGUUUACCAUCGAGUACUACCAGCAGUUCUUCAACGUGGACACCUAUAUGGUACUCGAGCGCAUCGCCAACUCCAUGAUACCCAAACGGGCCGCUGGCAACUAUCUGCGCAUGAACAUAGGCGAGAAUCCGGAUCUGUAUGGACCCUUCUGGAUUACAGUCACCCUGAUCUUCUCCAUUGCAAUAAGUGGUAACAUUGCCAGCUACUUGCAGCAAGCCACUGACGGCUACAAAUGGCACUACAACUUCCAUCUGGUCUCCUAUGCGGCUACAUCCAUCUUCCUGUACGCCAACAUACUGCCGGCCGUUCUGUGGGCCCUCUUUAAAUACAGCCUGAAGCCCGUGGAUGCCGCUGAUGCCGUCGAAACGGACAGCGCCAGCUACACUCCGAGUCUCUUGUCGCUGAUGUGCAUCUAUGGAUACAGCCUGGCCAUCUAUAUACCAGUCUCCAUUCUCUGGGUGAUCAACAUCUCUUUGCUGCAGUGGCUCCUAGUGAUCACCGCCGCCUUGCUUUCGGGCACGGUUUUGAUUGCCGUGCUAACGCCAGCUCUGCGAAACUCGCAGUUCUCGUUGUUCCUCAUCGUGGGAAUCCUGAGUGCCCAUGUGGUGCUGGCCGCCGGAUUUCUACUCUACUUCUUUCACAAUCCCGCAGUCUUGCCGCUGGAUCCAGUUGCUCCGGCACCAACUGCACCUGCUGUUCCGGCUGCCCUGAAAGCCGUGACCCAGGCUGUUCUCAACGCAGUGCCCGGCAAUCAGACCCACUAGGAAACAUUCCGUGAAAGCCAGUUCGUCAACUUUGCUGACCUUUGCUGUACAUUAAGUUGUCCCUAUUUUUAUAAUCGCUAAUCGUGCUUUGUAUUGACUUUCUAUCACAUUUGGCGACUGUAUAUUUAUAUUAAAUUAGAGGUAGAAGUACUUGUAAUGCCAAAAAAAGAAGCAAAUCAACACAAAAACAAAAGAAUCGCUAGAACUUUUCGCUGGAGUAGUAAAAAAUUAAACAAAUUCGUCAAAGAUUUAGGAAGAACAGAAGAAUAUGUUAAUCAUGCCAUCAUUAAAAAUUGUAAAUAUAAUCAAAAGUGCACAAAAUGA